Molecule: messenger RNA, 18583 nt
Organism: Podarcis lilfordi (Lilford's wall lizard)
Lineage: Eukaryota; Metazoa; Chordata; Lepidosauria; Squamata; Lacertidae
Source: the annotation of a GenBank genome assembly
GGCUCUGUUAAGCCGUGUCUGUCAUAGCGCCUCGGCGUAUCUCUUGUCGAGAGCGAUUCCUCAUUUUCUCCCAGGGCUGCUGAGCAUAGCGACUUCUCCGCGCAUGCGUCCACCAAGGAUGGGGGGGUGGGUUUUACAUAAAUGGAUUCAGCCGCCGAACGGAGACGUCAGAGCCUUUGCUGACGUUUCUUGAUUCCGCCAGUCAGGAUUGUGAAGGGAGGGCGGUCUUCCCGGCGCAUGCGCGGUGUGUUCAGUAGGCAAAGCAUGGAUUUCCCUUCGGCUCGCCAGGCUGUUUUGAACGUGCUGCGGGGUGCGCGGGCUGGGGAUCUGCCCCGCCUGCUUCAGUGGAUGAGAACAACCAGUAAGCAACGUUUCUCCUCGGGUCUUAUCAGUUUCUCCACUGCCUGUUUCUUCCUGCGCUUGCAUUACAGUUUUCUUAUGAGCGAGACCUGCAACAAAAUGUUGCAGCAUGGGGUGUUCUUCUUCAGGAUAUCCCUCCCCCAAUUCAGUCACCCCCAAUAAUCGCUCAACAUUCAGGGCCCACUGAGUAUGCUCAGUCAUCGACCAGUAGUUUGGGGCCGUCUUCCCUCCCUUGCCCAAUUUAGUGUGUUGUUUUGGGUUCCACCAAGCCUAAUAAUAGUUUGCAUGUUUCAUGUUCCCAGUCAGUACACCUCUGGAACCAGGUUGUGCAAAAGCGCAGGGGUCAGGACUGUUUCCUUCAUGAUCAGCUUUCUGUCGCAGGCAUCUGAUGGCUGGCAUGAGAAGCACGAUGCUGGACCUAAGGGCCAUGUACUGGUUUUGGAAGCCAAUGCAGACUUAAAAUAGCAUGUUCUUCAUAUUCGGGCUGCAAAAUCCUGUAUUUUGAAGGCGAACCUGAAAAAUUGGGGGAAGUUUCCUUUUUGAUAUCAAGAUGCUUUCAAUAUGUUGAGUACAGUGGUACCUCGGGUUAAGUACUUAAUUCGUUCCGGAGGUCCGUUCUUAACCUGAAACUGUUCUUAACCUGAAGCACCACUUUAGCUAAUGGGGCCUCCUGCUGCUGCCGUGCCACCGGAGCACGAUUUCUGUUCUCAUCCUGAAGCAAAGUUCUUAACCCGAGGUAAUAUUUCUGGGUUAGCGGAGUCUGUAACCUGAAGUGUAUGUAACCCGAGGUACCACUGUAUUUAGCAAUACCUGAUGAAUUUAUAACCCUUGGGCAACUUGAUCUGUUAUUAACAGCCAAAAAACAAAAAUGCAUUAUCAAUUAUCUAUGCAUUUAUUGAUCAUAACUGCUUAUAAGUGCAAGGUAUCAAUGUUAUACCUCUUACCAACAUUGAUUACCUGUGCUGAAAUCACAUGUCAAAACACUUCAGACUUAAGUGUGUGUUGUUUUUAAGCGAAGCACAGACUAUAAACCAGGGUAAAGGAACCUGUGAUCCUUCAUAUAUUGUUGGAUUACAAACCUCCUUCACCCCUGAUCAUUGGCCAUGCUGUCUAGGAUUGAUGAAAACUGGAAACUUAGCCACAUCUGUUCCCCAUACCUGGCAUAAACUGCAGAAAUGUAGAAAAACUUGUCACAUAAUUCCUUAAUAUGCAUUUAUGAAUAUAACUAAUAAUUGAAAUUACUCAGCAUCAGUGCACAUUUGCAGUAUGGAAAGCCAUUAUCUGUUAUUUGCUUCAUCCCAAUAGUGGUCGUCCUCACAAUGUUGGUACUGCUGUGUUAGGUUGUUGAAACAGUCAUGUUCUCUAACACAUGUAAAGCUGGUAAUGGGUACGUUGCUUCCAUCUUGAACCUGAAAACAGUUGUCCUCAAAGAACAUUUGCAAUACACCAGGCAGAAGAACAAGGGAGGUAGUACUUUCUUCCAGGAUGAAUGUCAUGGCAAGAGGAAGAUUUUUGGCCACAACCACUAACUAAAGAACAAGUAGUAUUGGGGAAUGUAUCCUCCUCCCAAAAAAUGCACUGCUCCAGCUGUUGGUUUCUUUGGGAGUCUCUGGCCUUUGUUGUUGGCCAAAUGAACAGGGAUGUGUAGUUUGGGUUAUCUUAAUAUAGACUUUGAGAUCAUUUGAUAAAAAUAUUUUAAAAUAAAAUAGCAUUACAAGUUGUCAUUUUGGAUUCAUAUUAAUAGAUCAGAUAACCAGCGGGUGAUGGAUUUGAGCUCAGCACAUUGAAAAAUAUGGAAUCAUCAACAUCGACACAGCCCCUUACUUGUACCUGCUUUCCAGAUGUUCUUUGGCACCCUGAUUACAGCUGGUGUGAAUUUUUUCUCUGGUCAGCUAGUGUUUGGAUCUUUGCAGCACUGCCACACAAUGGCAUUGUGGUGCUGCUAUUAAGAAUUAUUGGGUGGCUGCAUCAGUGACAGUUUGUGACCAGUCUUGCUUAGAAAACGCUAAAAUACUUUUUCCUUUCCCAUACGUAGUAAAAAAGAGGAGUAUUAUCAACUUCUGCCAAAUUACAGAAACCCCAUGGUUUUAUACUGUAAUAGAAAUAGACAGUGCUAUCUUUAGGCAGCUGCUUAGCAACCCUUCCUUCACUGUUGCGCAGUUGGUGUGGUCUUCCCACAAACUGUGAGGUGUAUGUUGCUAAAUUUACUGAUGGCUUAAAUUCAUUUUUCCCAUUAUGGUGCAAAUGAGCUCAAAUACAGCAGAAAUAAAGUUUGGAAACAGCACCCUGAAAUCAUCCAUCUAUUUAUUUAUAUAUUUAUAUUAUAUUAUAUUAUAUUAUAUUAUAUUAUAUUAUAUUAUAUUAUAUUAUAUUAUUUAUUAUAUUAUAUUUGCAUCCUAUCUUUCCUUCAUGGAGCUUGAGGAGGUAGCAAAUACGAUUUUCCAUCCUUCCAUUUUAUCCUCAGAAGAACCCUCUGAAGUAGGUUAGACUAAGAGACAGUAACUGACACAUGGUCAGCUUAAUGGCUGAGGGGGGUGGUUUGAGCCCUGGUCUUAGUCCACCACUUUAACUACUACACCACACUGGCUGAACAGAUAUGAAUAACUAUUGAACAGACGACAGGCACUGAAUGACUUUAACAUCUGUGCUGGGCCCACCUUGGGAUGGCCAGCUUAGAACUUCAUGUAACUAUGACAACAAUGGGACUUGGCCUGUAUACUACUGGCCUAUAUUCAGCAGGGAAAACUCUGGAUCUGGUCUUUGUUGCUGGGUUAAUGAUCUGGAAUUGAGGGUAAUACACCAUGUGGUAAUACAUAUUAAGGCCUUCUCUGUGGCGGUACCCCAAUUGCAGGAUAUCCUCUCCCUGGAAACUGAGUAGCACCAAUGCUUUUGGCAUUUCAGUUCCAGGGGAAGACCUGGUUGUUUGCCAAUACAUUUGUGGGAUGUUGGACUGCUGCUGUAAUACUGGGUGUUUUUAUGACUGAACUUUUAAUGCCAUGUUUUUAACCUGCACUUAACUAUCUGUAAUUGCUCUUGUUUUAUGUUGUAACCUGCCAGGAAUCACAUAAUGAAUUGCAAGCUAAAAAUACAUUUAAUAAAGGGAAUAUGUAGGCCACCUCUACUUCCAUCUUCGAGACAAGGGUAGGUUACCCUUUAUCUCAAUCAUCUUCUCAAGAAACAUUUGUGCUGUACUACUAGUUUGCAUAUGGGAAUGGAGUCUGCACAUAUCUGCUGAGAAGGAAAGCCCAUUGAAUUCAAUGGGUUUUACUCCCAGGUAACUCUGCAAAGGAUUAUAAGCAAGACAUGUUACAGCCUUAGAGAAUGCAUCCUGUUUCUUUUCUUUCUCCUGAAGGAGAGUUUUACAACUGAUGUAUUGGGAUCCUGGUUUCAGAUUUCAGAAUACUGGAGGGCAUCUACCCUAUUCACCUGGAUUUUGGGUGGGGCAGCACGCCUUUGCUGGAGAGACAAAAAUAGCCUUUGCUUUGUUCUAUUGCUUCUCUAGUUAGUGAAGUGCCGUAUUUUUUGCUCUAUAACACGCACCAGACCAUAACACGCACGUAGUUUUUAGAGGAGGAAAACAAGAAAAAAACAUUCUAAACGAAACAGUGGAUGUAUGAUUUUUGUGGUUCAUGCUGUGGCCACAGACAUGUAAUCUGACGGUGAGUUUGGGGUAGCCCAAUGCAAAAAUCCUGAGGAUCCAUGUGGAUCCAUGCUAAAGUCGCCCUAAAGUCGCAGGGGCGCUGGGGGAGUGAACGGGAAGCAAGAGAAGGAGAACGAUGCCUCACACAGACACACAGAGUAUCAAUCCUAAAGUCGCAGGAGAGCGCAGGGGCGCUGGGAGUGGGAAGCAAGAGAAGGAGAACGAUCCCCCCCCCACACACACAGAGAGUAUCAAUCCUAAAGUCGCAGGAGUGCGCAGGGGCGCUGGGGGAGUGAACGGGAAGCAAGAGAAGGAGAACGAUCCCUCUCACACACACACACACACACAGAGUAUCAAUCCUAAAGUCGCAGGAGAGCGCAGGGGCGCUGGGAGUGGGAAGCAAGAGAAGGAGAACAAUCACACACACACACACACACACACAGUAUCAAUCCUAAAGUCACAGGAGAGCGCAGGGGCGCUGGGAGUAGGAAGCAAGAGAAGGAGAACGAUGCCUCACACACACAGACACACAGAGAGAGAGAGUAUCAAUCCUAAAGUCGCAGGAGUGUGCAGGGGCACUGGGAGAGUGAACGGGAAGCAAGAGAAGGAGAGCGAGCCCUCACACACACACACACACAGAGUAUCAAUCCUAAAGUUGCAGGGGCGCUGGGAGUGGGAAGCAAGAGAAGGAGAACGAUCACACACACACACACACAGUAUCAAUCCUAAAGUCGCAGGAGAGCGCAGGGGCGCUGGGAGAGUGAACAGGAAGCAGGAGGAGGAGAACAAUAGCUCAAGCACACACACACACAGCCCCUACAGUGGCUAAUCCAAAAUCGGACAGCAAAAAACUGCAGGCAGUUUUUGUUUUAAAGCAGCCAACCCCGCUCUGCUUCUCUCCCUCCUCCCCUGCUAGGCUGGCUGAAAAGCUUUGCUGCUACUUAGCGAGCUCAGUGGGGAGGAGAGAGGGACAUAGAGCACGGGGUUGUUUUAAAGCAGCCAACCAGCCAGGAGCCGCUUACACUCGUGUAAGCGGCUCCUCUCCCGCUCUACUUCUCUCCCUCCUCCCACUUAACACCCUUAGCAAACUUCAAAUUCCAGGAUUCUUUGGGGGGCAGAAAUGUAUGCUGCCAUAGUUUAGGCAGGAAAGCCCCUCAAAACCCAUCAAUACCAGCUAUUGCACAUAGAUGCUGCCCUCAUGUUACUGGUGAAUGUUGUCAGCCUACAGUCAUGAGCUGACACCUGGCAUAGGGUGGUAGUUAAGCUGAGGGGAGGUGCUCUCUCUGCUAGAGUAUGUAUGUUGCAUUAAAGGUAAAAGGUAAAGGACCCCUGGACGGUUAAGUCCAGCCAAAGGUGACUAUGGGGUGUGGUGCUCAUCUUGCUUUUCAGGCUGAGGGAGCCGGCGUUUGUCCACAGACAGCUUUCCAGGUCAUGUGGCCAGCAUGACUAAACUACUUCUGGUGCAAUGGAACACAAUGACGGAAGCCAGGGCGCACAGAAACUCCUUUUACUGUACCUUCCCGCCACAGUGGUACCUAUUUAUCUACUUGCACUGGUGUGUUUUUGAACUGCUAGGUUGGCAGGAGCUGAGCAGAGCAACAGGAACUCGCCCCUUUGUGCAGAUUCGAACUGCCGACCUUCCGAUCAGCAAGCCCAAGAAGCUCAGUGGUUUAGAUCACAGCGCCACCUGUGUCCUGCUCAUCUUAUUACCAGGUGCUGGAAACUAAAGGAGAGUCGAGUGUGGUUGCACUCAGGUUUUGUUAUAUGACUUCCCAUGGGCGCCUGGUUGCCCACUGUGAGAACAGGAUGAUGGGCUAGAUGAGCCACUGGACAGAUUCAGCAAGUCUGUUGUUAUGUUAUUUUUAUUAGGCCUUGUUUUUCUCUGACCCAUAAAGGACAACCACAGAUUAUAAAGGUUUCUUACAUGUCUCUGCUUCCACAUUCCAUCCAUGAAAGGCGAUUGCUGCCUCCAGAACCAGGUCCAGGGAGCCAACUCUAGGGAAACUUGGCUCACAUUCUCUGCUUGAGAGGGAGAGAGAGAAUAAAGCGUGGGUGAAUUCACUCCUUGCUCUGCUCUUCUUGUGGGAGAGAGAGGUUUGGAAGAUAGUAUUACUUUCUCAUAGCAGAGUUAGCACAACGGUGAUUGCUCCAAGCACAUUAAAACUCCAUUAGAUUUUACAUCUGCCCUCAUUCACCUUUAAAUAUUUCCCACAAAAUACUUAGGCUAGAAUAAAUCACAGACACAGCAUUGUAAAUAAGUGAAUAUUUUACUCAGAGUUUCAGAAGUUACAGCAAACAACUCUCCAUUUGUUGGCAGUAAAGUAAGAAGAAAAGGUUCCAAAGGAAAGACAUUUGUCUUCUUACACAAAUGAAUCAUGCAGAAGACUCAGGCUGUAAAAAAAUUUCAGAGAAAUUUUUCAUUCAUGUGGUUUUUCUUCAGCUGGGAGUCAUGCUUGGCUCCCAGCUUCUUCAAGGAACACAGGGGUGGGGUGGGGGGUGAGGAAGCAAAGGCUGCUGGGAGCCUGCUGAGUUCCAUCCUUGUUAACUUGGGAUCUGAAUAACUCUUUCACGCACGUAAGUGUGCGUCAGCAACAGCAUAUUACUACAGCUUGUCUCUGAUAUUAUUUUCUCUUCAUGUGGCAGCACUUGUACACCAUCAGGAGAUAUCAUUUUAUCUCCUGAGUCCAGAGGCAUUUUAGGUUCUGCAGUGUGUUCUGGUAUGAAGGGUGUAUGGGAGCUCCUAUCAAGCCUAUUAUGGAGGUUUUUGCUGAGCUGAAGGGAAGCAAACAGAAUGGCACUUCAGUUCAGUUAUCUUGGUUUCAAUCUAGCUGGCUGAGGGGUGCAUUUUUUUCUGUCAAGGUUUUCUGUGUCAGCAUGAGGACAGUAAAAGUGCAUAUUCAACUUUGAGUCUGUAAUCCUUCUUGAAGAUCUUGUGGAAGUAGCAAAGAGUUGUUUGCUACCGGAGCACAUCUACUGCAUCUAUAUGCUUAGAAAGAUGGCUAAAUAAAAAGUUGGCUAAUUAUAGAGUUGCAUCCCAUUCCGUGCGAACAAACUUCCCCUGCCUCUCCUCUCACCUGCCUGCAGGCCACCAGUCCUCUUGAACAUAUUUUAAGAGUUCACAAGGAGCUGCAGCCAGGAAACCCCACUGUGUGGGAACACUUGCGCAAUGGCAACAUUGGGUAUAACCCAUGGCACUUUCUGUUGCCACACUUACAACAGCCACUGAGAUAGGAUGCAUUUUUAGCUCAUGUGGGAUUUCAGUUGUUGCUGGGUUUUGCCUGCCACUUUCAUACUGGAGUAACCGCAAGGUUUCAAAUUCUUUUUUUUUUCUCCCUUAGGAAAAAAACAUCUCCUCAAGAUGUUCCUUUAAUUGGUAAACUGGGUGGGCCUGUAUGACCAGUUUUGCAGUGAAAUGCUGGCCUCCACCUUCCUUCCCAAAAUACUGUAACUACAAAUAACGAUGCUUGAAACUACUUUGGGGAGUUUCUGAGCUAAGAGAAAUUGAUUUAAAAUAGUCUUAAGGUUCCAACCUUAAAAGUGUGUCAUAGCAGAAUUAUUUUGUGUCCGAGGUUUAAGUAGCUGGGUGAAAGGAAGGUGGCAAUGUUGCCGGUGCACCUUCAAUCCUAACAGUAUUCUUCCUGUUUACAGUUCUAGCCAGUCACUGCAUAUCAGCCAUGCCCACCUUUUAAAAGGCUUUUUGUACUUCUGCCCGCCUCUUGUAUCUCAGUGGUCUUGUUUUGUCAAGGGAGUUUGCUAUUAGAGGCAGUAAUUUUCAGGGAAGAAGAGGGUAAGCAAUAAUACAGAAGGUAGCCUGAGCUGAAAAAGUCACCACGUUGCAGAAAAUAGCUCUACAGGGAAUAAAAUGUAUAUUAACAGCCUGCAGGUCAAAUUCUUAGUUUUGGAGACUUUAUCACAUUGAUAUUUCAUACUGUUGAAGAUACCUCAUAAAUGUCACUACUGAGCUAUGCUUUCCCUCCAUUUUCCAUUAUUUUCUCAAUUACUGUUCCAACAAACCUUUGCUUAUACCUUUUUUCCAAAUAUGAAAUGUGUUUAAAAAUGUACAAGCAAGCAGUUGCAUGUUUUUGUCGUUCUUCCAAUACUUCAAAAGCAUCUUUGAUGUUUAAAUAGCUAAGUGAAUGAAAUACGAUAACUUUGGUGGGAGCAAAGAUUGCCGUGUUGGUAGGUUUCUACACCUUAAAGUAAAUCUUAAAAUAACUGAGUGCUUUUUGAAAUGUAAUGUCAUCGGCAUGUAAAUCUGUCGCCUAUAGGAAAAAUAAGCAACAAAAGUUGCGCAACAGCUCUUCAAAUAAAAAUCCUGAACAUCUGGAAUUGUGUGCAAAUCACUGUUGCAUUAAUAUUGUUGAUGCUUGAUAGUGCCACAUGAUUAUUUAUUUAUUUAUUUAUAUACAUAUAUAUUUUGUAGAUGACUUUGAUGAAUUCACAUCCAGUAACGAUGAUAUUAUUCUCAGAAGUAUUGCUGAAGAUCUUAGAGAUUGUUUGCCAAAAGAGGCCAUGCUCAGCUCCGAGCACCUUGCUCUCCAAAAAGUAAGUUUAGCCUUUGAGGCCUUCCCGUGUCAGAUGGUUUAGUGAUUUGGGUCCACCACUAGGGCUAUCAGGGACUUCUGUCUGAUGCAGGUUGCUGAAUGACCUGAUUGAGUCACUGUCAGAACUUGAGCCCAGGGCACCUGUCUUUAACAGCUCAAGAAAGAGAAGAACAGGGAAUAAGCUUUAACUGCUGAAGAAGUGUCCUUGUGCUGAUUGGCCCAGUGUAGGUCAGGUGAUGCUUGGUCAUGCUUAAUCAGCUAAGCAGCAAAAACAGAAUAAAACACUACAAAGCACUGAUCAAGUUUUCAAGUUACCCAGAAUUCUUCUUCUGCCGAAAUGUUCCUUUGGGGUCCCCCCCCCAUUAUGCUCUGAAACAUAUUUCUUCUCCCUCUAUUUCACCUAUCUAUCCUGAAUAAGAUAGGGACGCGGGUGGCGCUGUGGGUUAAACCACUAAGCCUAGGACUUGCUGAUCAGAAGGUCGGUGGUUCGAAUCCCCGUGACAGGGUGAGCUCCUGUUGUUUGGUCCCAGCUCCUGCCCACCUAGCAGUUCGAAAACACGUCAAAGUGCAAGUAGAUAAAUAGGAACAGCUCCAGCGGGAAGGUAAACGGCGUUUCCGUGCGCUGCUCUGGUUCACCAGAAGCGGCUUAGUCAUGUUGGCCACAUGACCCAGAAGCUGUACGCUGGCUCCCUCAGCCAAUAAACCCCAGAGUUGGUCACAACUGGACCUAAUGGUCAGAGGCCCCUUUACCUUUUAUCCUGAAUAAGAGUUUUGAAGAACUCAAAAGCUUGCUCACUGUGACUUCCGAGUUGAUCCUAAUAAAAACAGUAUACUGCAGUUAUUUUUGGAUCCCACCUCUCCAGAUGAACCAGAAUAGCUGGCUGCAAUCUUCAUUUGUUUUGGGCAAAAAUACUGAAUUUAGCUGCCUGGGAGAGGAAAGCUUAGAAUUUCUACCACCCAACAGUGGGACCUGGGUUAUGAGGGUUACAUGUCCUCUGCCUAUGGGGGAGCUAGUUUUGCUUCCAUUGGCUCCUCUUAAUGAGCUAAAAUUAGUCACUACCUUUCCUCAUAUUACUCCACAAUUUCCCCCCUUUUGCUAUUUGCUUUAUAACAAAGAUAUAUAUUCCAGCUAGCACUGAUGACAUAUUAAGUAUCACACAAGUAAAUGCUAUCUAUCUAUCUAUCUAUCUAUCCAUUUAUCUAUUUCUCAUUUAUAGCUGCAGAAACUCUGCCGCCUUCAAAGUGCAUCCUUAGUAGACAGCAAUGUGGGGUCUCCAAAUGAAACGCCUGGCCAUGAAUAUAACUCAUUGAUGCAGCAGUAUAAUAUAUAAUACUGACUCCUUAGACAGAGAAAACAUGUUAAAUUAGAGGUACAAAAUAGUGAGGAAACAGGCAUAAUUUAGGUCAAGGGUUCCCAAACUGUGGUUUGUGGACCACCAGUGGUCUGAGAGCUUCCCUCGGGUGUUCCAUGGUGUGCCUAUAAAAAUACAGUUAAAAUUCAUAGAGCACAGUGCAUUAUUAUUGGUUCAAUAGACUGGAAGAUCAUGAAGUGGCCAGCCAAGACUCACCGCAAUUUUCAAGUGGUCCUUUGUGGGGGCAGGGAAUUUUGGAACCACUGACUUACGUGCCGUGGAACAGAAAGUCUAGGGCUUAAAUUGUGUGCAGCUAGUACUGGGGAAAAUAUGCUGAUUAAUAUACAUGUUCAUCUUUAUGCUUCUCCUUCAGCUGCAACAGCAAACAAAACCCACAGUUCAUAUUGAUGCAUUCCUUUAUGAUGAUGACUGUAUUGACUCACUGUGUGAAGAAGGGAAGAUGAGCAGAUAUUACUGUCUAACAUGCGGCUCUCAUCGGACAGCACCAUUAGGUAAGUACAUAGAUGAUGUACUUGGAGGCCAAAUGACAGCAUUGGUCAAUGUGUGCCUAUGCAGUUGAUCCAAUGUUUUUUUCCUAAAUCAAAUAUGGAGUAGCUUCAGGUUUCAGUCAGAUGUGGAACUAUGCUUUUCAGAGUGAGCUGCGGAAGCAUCUACAAGUUAUUGUGCUCCCAGAUGAAAUGGGAAAUAAGGUGAAAGUCCAUUAAAAAAAGGAAAAUGGGUUUGACUGCAUGGUCUCGAUUUAUAUAGUUUAUUAACAAUAGUAAAGUAAUCUCCCUUUCAUCUUGCCACAGCAGCUACUAUGGAGAAAUUAUCUUAAUGCUGUUGAAGUGAGCUGAUUUUCCAGGUUUAUUUUGAUGCAUGCAAGACUUAACAUGUGUACAUGUAUUGUCUUGGAAGGCAGCACUUUGUGUUUUGUAGUUGUUUUUAAAAUUUGCAAUAAAGUUUAUAAAAAAGGAACAAAACCAAUAAACAUAAAUUAGCUUUUAAUUUUAGUUCAGGUAAAUCGGUGGGGUUGUUUAUGUCUUAGGUGUAACUUGUAACUAAAAUAUGUGUGUGUUUAUUAUACCAACAUUAAUUUUUCCAAUUAAAAGUGUGUUUGCUAAAACCGUUGAAGUUGAGCACAAACAGUUCCCUUUAGGGAGAAAGUUCCAAAGUCAGGAUGUCACUACAGAGAAGGCCCUAAGUUGCAUUCAGGGAAUGUCUGGAGGACAGAGCAGACUCACAGCUGCAGGUCCCCCCUUUCAAGCUCUGUACCGAUAGCUGGAAUGUAAAAACGAAGCCUGCACUUGUGCAGAGAAAAGCUUUGUAUGUGUAAUUAGGAACCCUGCCCUUUGCAAGUUUCUGUUUGCACAGAGAGAGCUCGUCUAUAUACCAGUUGUGUAUGCAUCCUAGGCUCUGUUCAGACUUUCAGUUGAACAUAUGGCAUUCUAGGUUGGAGGAUGUGGUCCUGAUUUCCCCACCAUGUGUUCAUAUGUGAAAAGGACUCUGAUCUGUUCUUCAUUUUGCUCACAGUUCUGUUCAAAGAACAACAUGAAGCAGACCCAUAGCACUUACUAGACAGUUAAGAUCUCGCAAAGUAUCAUUUAAACCGUUUACUCUUCAGUAGUUGCACUUAAUUUAUGCUAUAUUACUUAAAAUUGAGUGGGAAAUGUGUCCAAUGCUACAGUCUCACCCUGUAUUAUUAAGGUUACUUUUUAAGUAAAGAAAUACAAGAUUGUGUCCAGUUUGAUGUUUUACUCAAAAUCAUAAAGAUGUGAAUGUGGUGGGGAAUAUUAUUCUCAGCAGACAAGUGGAAAAAUGAUCAUUCUUGUUGGAAAGGUGUUUUAAUCCAUGUUCUGCUAAACAUUUGACAGUGUUUGAUGAUUGUUCCAGCAAGGUUGCAUAUUUAAAAUUAUUUUGCUCUUAUUUCCCAGAGUUCAUUUCUCAUUCCUUUUCCAUCUCGGAACUGAAGUUUCUCUUUCGGCAUGUACUGCCUGAUCUGACAGGAAAAGUGGUGGUUGACAUUGGUUCUAGACUUGGUGCGGUCCUCUUUGGGGUAAAACCCAGUCCAAGAAUUUGUUAACAAUUUCUGUGAUGUAUCUUUUUUCCUGUUCCUGGUGGUUAUUCUAUGCUUCUGUGCUAUGUGUUGUCCUGCAGAUACGCUGUUUAAUGUUAUAACCUACUUUGCUCAAAAUUUUGUUCACAACAUGAGUGGUAUAUUACUGGACAUCAUACUCCAAACCCAGAUAUGAUAUGACUACAUUCUCUUCUCUAAGCCAGAAAGACAUGGGUGCAAUGACAUAUUACAGCCACUUUGUUGUUAUAACUGCCCGAUAAGUCUCUGGAUAAUGAGGGGGGUUGGGCUGGUGAUACUUUUUUUGAGUUUUGGGCAAAUCCAGCUCAGGUUUCUUCAUCCCGCUCAAUAGUUAAAAGAAUUGUUUCAGCCGUUUAUAGGAAAUAGAUAUCAGGAAGCCAUUGCCCAGGUUCAGUUUUGCAGUCAUGUUUUGCUUCACCGUAAAGUUGACAUCUGUGUAUAAUUUUGGUUCUCAAACUUUGUGUGUGCCUUCCUAGGCUACAGCCUUAGGGGAGGGCUGGAAUUUAAUAGUAGAGCACAGGCCUCAGACACUGAACAGCUUCUGCAAGUCAGUGUAGAUACUUCGAAAGAUCCAAGACAGCCUCAUAUUUUAAUAUGUUCCCCUUGUUACCAAGAAAAAUCAGCAGUUGCUUACCUAGCUAAACUCUUCCUUAUCAGAAACUACAGAGAAAGUCUACUACUCCUCCCAAUUAUGUAGUAUCAUCAGGUAAUGUCUGUGUUGCUUGAGCAAGAUUUUGGCUUGUCUCCUGCCUGAACCUGAAUUUAUUAUAGUCAGUUCUUUGGUUACUGUUGUUGUAUUAUCUUAUGGUUUGAUUGACUGACAUUGAUCCCUUUUGUGCUCCUUCAGAUUUAGGAAGGCAGGAUAAGGUAAAGGUAAAGGGAUCCCUGACCAUUAGGUCCAGUUGUGACCAACUCUGGGGUUGUGGCGCUCAUCUCGCUUUAUUGGCCGAGGGAGCCAGCGUACAGCUUCCAGGUCAUGUGGCCAGCAUGACUAAGCCACUUCUGGCAAACCAGAGCAGUGCACGGAAACACUGUUUACCUUCCCACCAGAGCGGUACCUAUUUAUCUACUUGCACUUUGACGUGCUUUCGAACUGCUAGGUUGGCAGGAGCAGGGACCGAGCAACGGGAGCUCACCUCGUCGCGGGGAUUUGAACUGCCAACCUUCUGAUCGGCAAGCCCUAGGCUCUGUGGUUUAACCCACAGCACCACCCACGGAUAAAAACCCCUUAAGAAAUAAACAAAAGAAAAGCAUAGGACCAUAGCAUUUUAUCAAAAGGUCUUAAGGAGCUCUUUAAAAAUAUUAAGCUGCCCCCAUGGGCAUAAUCUUGAUCAGAAAGGGGAGCUUUUCUUCCUUUGAAUACCUUCCUGAACACUUGUGUAAAGGAUCCAGUUAUUUCUUAGCAUUCCCUUGUUUCCUGGAAUAACAAAUGAAGUAGAUGCAGUGUCAAUUUUUGCUAAAUUUAUCUUAAAUUAGAAACACUUGUUAACAUUUGGAAAGCUGAAGCACUUUAUGGUGUUAAAAAUGGAAUAUAUCCUCCAGAUAAAGCAUAACUCAUAUUUUUAAAAAUAGUUCUUUUCAUCAUAUUCUUUGCUUCUAUUUACAGAAGUGGCAAUCUGCCAUAUUUAAUCUGAAUAGAUUUUGUUCUCGCCAGCUGGUUAAGAGUUUCAGAAAGCUGUAAUAGUUAUCAUUUAGGGGCAUCUUAAUAUGUGGGUUUCUAGCAUUUGCCGUGUUAAAUCCAUAUAAAAGUUGAUCAAGCUUCUUGUGAAACAUUUAUUCUAAUUUAUAAGAUAAAUUAUUAUGGCAAGGUAAACUUCAUAUUGUUGGGCUAAACACUAUUUUGAGCACUUGCUACCAAGCCCUCUGGAACAGGGCCUGAAACUUUCUACGAUUCUUACAGUCUCAUCUUAUAUAUAUAUAAUUCAGUAAAGCUUAACAUUUCAUUUCAGUCCACCUAUAUAUAUAUCUGUCUAUCUACACUGGCUUUUCUUUUAGGGCUACUUUUAUAGCUCAGCGUCUCAGAUCUAUGGUGUUGAAAUGAAUGCAGACUUUUGCCGGUUGCAGGAAGUUAUCAUUGCAAAAUACCAACUUCAUGGAAGAAUAAAGGUAGUAACAUAUUUCUUAGUUUGUUUUAUUUACAGCGAGGUUUUGAACUAGCAAGUCAAUAUUCAUAGAAAAAUAAUGUCAUUGGAGUUGCAAUAUCUUCGCAGUAAUGCACAUACCUGGUAGGAUACCUCAAAUAGUUGAAGUUUGUAAAUGUUUUUGACUGAAACCAUCAUGUGAUUCAAACCAACUCCAUAGCAGCCUGUACACUCAGCUCUGGAGUUAAACGGAGGCUGGAGGAUAUUCAAUAUUAAUAAUAUUGAAACAAUUAAAAAGGUUUAAGAUGAUUUUAAGGUUUUCCCAUGACCAACAAGAAAAGAAUAAUAGUAUUUAGUAUUUGUAUAAUCAGAUGUUCCAAGCACUUUAUGUGUGCUAUCUUGUGGUAAUACGUAUAAUUCAAUAAGAAAGGUCAGUAUUUUUACACCCAUAUUGCAAAUGGGGAGGCUGAGGCCAAGAGUAAGCGGCUUGCUUAGGGUCAGGGUCAGGGAACCUCUGGCCUGCGGACCAACCUUAGCCCACCAGGUGUCCCUUUGGGCUUGUGAGACCAUUUUGGACAAAGCAGCCAUCAAUCAGCUGGUUGUCAGGAGUCAUUAAAGUGCUGUGCAAAGCAGGAACCCAGCACAAAGCAGUAUCACCCCCCCCCAAUCCGCUGAUAAGAUGGGAGGGAGCACUUCCUUGAUCCAGUUGUUCUCACCACUCUUUCGUUUCAGUAGCUGUUUCACUGUAAAGUGAAGCAGCUGCUGAAAUGAAUUGGGUGGGGAAGCCUUAGGUAGGAUUCACCAAAUGCACCCCAUCAGCAGAAGCACUGUGCAAAGCCUUCUGCUUGUGCAACUUGACUUUUUCCUCCUUUAUGCCACUGCACCUUCAAAAAAUGGCUUUUUGGGGGGAGAACCCCCAGAACAGUGGGGGGGGGAGGGGGCUAAUUUCAGUAUUUGAGAUUGUUGCCAGAUGAUCUUUCAUGUUAGAAGCUUACAGAUUUUCCCCCUUCAGGUACUUCAUGCAGACAUAUGUACUCAGGCGUCACUUCUUCAGAAUGCUGACAUUGUUGUGAUGAAUAAUGUUUUUGAAUAUUUCCUUGACAGCUCAGAACAGGCCAGGUAAGAUGUGUGUUCCUGAAUUUUUUAGAAACUAGGAAUACAUUCCUGAGGAUACAGUUAGACUUACACAUGUUUCUCCUCUUUUAAAAAGCUAGGAUUGAAAUGUAUAUUUAAGAAAAACGUAAGUUCCAGACUCUCAAACUCAAGUAGUUAUUAUGAAGCAAGUCGUUUAAGCGAUAUAUGACACAGCUAAUAAAGGAGUCCAGUGGACAAUAUUAGAAAACCUGGAAAGUGAUGGUAAUCCUAUAAGUGCAAAAGUAAAAAAUGAAGCUACCAGGCAGUUAACAACCUAUGAGAAAAUAAUAGUGGGAGGAAACAUAGUGGCGUAAUGUCUAAUUUCAUCCAUGCACAAAAUGAUUACAGAGGUACAAUUUUGCCCACAGCAAAAUUUAAGAAGUUGGUGGGUGGUAAAUUGGAAUUUAGACAUAGAGGAAGAAGAGUGGAAUAAAUUAUGGACGUAAGAGCCAUGCAAAUCCCUAUCAGCAACGACAAGGAAAAGAGCUCUCAAUAUAGUUGUUAAACUACAACACCUACCAGCCCCAACCUGCAAGGCCAGGAGGUUGAUGUGUUUUAGUCCCCCACAGCUGGAAGGCCACAGGUUUCACAUCCCUGUCCUCGCAGCAGCUGUGAUAAUAGUUGCCUCAAAUGAGAGCCAGCCAGCUUCCUCUCUUGUUAUGCAGUGGCAGAUAUGUGACAUUGCCUGAGGCUGGGAUUGCAGCUAUUAUUUGGCACAAGUUCCUUGACCCAAUUCCAGGCAAUUCAAUUAACACAUACACUGUGACCCUGGAUGACCCAUUCUACAAUGUUUGAUAAGCCCCACUAACCCUAUAGGCUUUUGGGGAUGGAGUACAGGGCUGUAGGAUGGAAAGAGAAAAUCCGUUGUAUUGAGGUGCCUUGUGCUUAUGCGAUGGUAGAUGCAACCUGUUCUACACAUUGGUAGUAUUUCUUUUUGUAUUUUUUCAAAAUACAGAUGUUUUAUAAAUCUGGUUAAUAUUAUUUCCCACAAACAGUGGGGUACACUCCAUAAUAAUAUUGUACUAUAAAAUAAUUUUGCAUAUAUGUCAGGCACAUAUCAAAGAGGCUGUAAUGCUCAUGCAGGCCAAGCUAAGCUUCUAGUAUUUUUCUCUCGGAGCACAAACGCCAAAUGAUGGAUGAUAAUAACUACACUUUGUUGGAACAUGUUAGUUCGUGCUAAGCGAGUAAUUUUCCAUAAGGGUUGCACAAGCAAGUGAAAUCUAAACUUACUUUCCCCUAGAUCCUGGAAAUUUAUCAUGCAAAAUGUAAGAAAGAAAGGUUCCUUAUUAGUGACGUUGCCAAGCCUUGAGAAAUCUCUUUCGGAGCUUCAGGUAAGUAGUUAUUUUUCAAACUUUUCUGCAGUCAAGUCUUUCCUUUUUAUGGAAAAAGCUUUUAUGGAAAAAGCUUCUGCAACAGAAGCCCUCCUUGUGUGUCCACCUCCUAGAUCAGUGAGGUUGGUGGCAAGAGAGAGGACCAUGGAGGUCCCAUGGCUUCCUGCCAUGGGUCUCGUAUUUGGCGCUUUGGGAAGAUCUGAGCAUAGUGCUAGCAAACUGCCUGUUUCUCCUCUCAGGUUCCUAACUAUUACACCUGUGAGAAAGAAGGACUAGGCUGGGGAGAAGCAACAUGUGUCAAUGGCAAGAUGAAAAUGUGAUUUUGAUCAGUUCACUGAGGGCCACAGUACUCUCAUUUGCAAUGAUAUAGUUGAGAGAGAUAGCAAUGUGUGAAUACUACCAAUACUGCAGUCCCAAAUCCCUCACAAGACAUGUACAUUGCAAACCUUACCUAUGUUAGUCCUGCAGCAGAAUAAUAUUUUAUUUUGAUAACCUUUUAUUACCUGCCUUCAUCAGUAGUCAAGAGGUCUGCGUGCACUGGAAAGCAGGUGCAAAUAUGAAAUUUUAAUUUCUUUUCAGGUCGACAUUCAGCUCAGCCAAUGGGUGGAAGCUCUGCCGUUGGACUACGAUAUGUUUUUCGAAGAAGUUGCUGAUAGAGAAGCACUUGAACAAAUUCACUUGUACAGAAUUCUCUAAUGCAAAUGUGUACUGAUAUUGAAAUUGCAUUGAAUUGCAGUUCUACAGUUCUUUUUUCAAGAAUUCUUAUUUUUAUUCCUGUUUUUCAUAAAGCAAACACAUAAACAAUGAGCAAUAAGAAUAACCCAAACAGAGAGGCAUACAAAAGCUCAAAUAAAGUUCUUCUUUUGAUAUAUCCAUUUUUGUCAGUGGAGUGAGUCCUUCCAUAAAGAGCCAUGAGUUGUCGGUGGGGUUGGAGUUGAGUGUGAGGAGGACACAAAUGAUAUAAAGCUGAACCUUAUUGUAUCAAAGUCAUUUUCUUGUCCUCUGCCAAUUUUUUGUCUGCCACUAAGGGAUCCCAAGCCCUCCUUGUUUGGUUCAUACAAUACAAUUUUUGAUAACCUGGAUAUUUUGCCAUUGAGUAUAAAUUAAUUAGUAGGAUUUUGUUUUGGUUUUUUUGCCAGUUUUGAAUCUUGUUGCGAGUUAGUGGUAAGGGUAGUACUUGGAAUAAGUAUGUCAGUGGAGGUAAUAUAUUCAUUUUGAUUGUUGCAAUCUUGCUUAACCAUGCUAUAUUUAAUUUUGACCAGUUCAUAAGCUCCUUGUAUAUCUUCCAUGAUAAAAGAUUAUAGUUAAAUUUUUCUAUUGGUUUUUAAUUCUUUAGUAUAAAAAUUUCAGUGUAUUUUAUAAUUUAUUGAUAUGCCUGUUUGUUCUGUGCUUUCUGUGUUUAUGUUAAAGCACAGAAUUACUGAUUUGAAGACCUGCCCAAAUGCUGUUAUUAAGUUCAUUCCUUAUAUUGAAGGGACAGAAUACCCAAAUCCUGUCUGUGAAAUCACCCCAGGCUUCAAUAAUCAACCAGGCCUCAAAACUGUCCAAAACUCCUUUUGUCUUCUAAAAAUCCAAAACAGCUUUUCUCUGCUCUUCUCUGCUUUUCUAACAAGAUGCUGUGGCAAAAGGCAAAAUGUUACUUUUAAAGGCUAAUGAAUAGGCUCUGUUCAUAGCAGGCCUGAGAAAUGAAUCUUAUCUCAUUCGGUUGCAACAUCUUAGACAUGCUGAACCACCAGGGCUCCUCGACCCACCCCCCUGUGGAUUCUCAUUCCCCCUUUCCUGGGAAGGGUGCCAAGAGUCCAAUAGUCCCAAGACAGCUUUCUGUUCAUGCUCAGAGGAACUCAUGGGCAGGACUCCUGAGGGAGGAGAAAAGAGGAGGGAACUGGAAAGGGGUAUAUAUGCUUGUGCACAGGACUGUGAAUUCGUGCAUGCUUUUUGUGAGUUAUCACACUUGCUCCUUCUACCAGUUCAUGGAUGGUAGAAAUAAAACCUUUUUCUCCGAAACUAUUCCUUGAGUGUCUGUUGACUCCCACUUCCCUUUCCCGG